Anneissia japonica is the source of this 1343-nucleotide messenger RNA. Its product is annotated as angiopoietin-related protein 2-like. The transcript has 2 exons. The coding region runs from base 166 to 1107 and encodes 313 amino acids. NCBI's taxonomy places the organism in Eukaryota, Metazoa, Echinodermata, Crinoidea, Comatulida, Comatulidae. The record is from RefSeq and is a predicted model, not a curated record.
GUACCGUAUGCAGUAUAAAUUCAAAAACAUUUAGGAAGAGAAAAUGGUUGCAGGUAGUUUCAUAAAGCAAUCUCCCGGAGUUUGUUAGCUUUCUCGCCACCACCAGCACAUUUUCAGAGAUAUUCUGUUACAUUAAUUUUAAUAUAUUACGUCAGAAAAUUUAAAAUGGAGUACACACACAUACUUGUUAUUUUUGUUGUCAUUGUCAAAACGAUUGCAAGUCCAGUGGGCCAAGAUGCAUCGACGUCCUCCGGGUGCCCAGCUGUUAAUCAAACAUGUAACACCAUGAUUAAGGAGUUGGAAUCUGUUCGUAUAAUGUUAGAUGCAAAUGAGAAAAAAUGUGAUUGUGGUGUAUUGAGCGACGCUCAGAAAGCUAUAGCGGCGCAGGAUCAACUACUACGCAGCAAUGAUUGCCCUGAAUUUCCAGCACCUGUCGAUUGUGCGGAGAUGAAACAACGUAAUCCAAAAGCAAUCAGCGGACCAUAUUACAUCAAACCCAGAGGUUACCACAGAAAAUUCCGAGUUUAUUGCGAUAUGUUUACAGAUGGAGGAGGGUGGACUGUCUUUCAACGCCGUAUGGAUGGUUCAGUCGUCUUCAACAGAACUUGGAAUUACUACAAAGAAGGUUUUGGGAGUGUGAUGGGCGAGCACUGGCUGGGAAACGACUACCUAUAUUACCUGACGAGACAGACUGAUUACACGCUGCGUAUUGAUAUGGAGGACUGGCACGAUGUUAAGACCUACGCAAAGUACUCAGAAUUUUACAUCAAAGGAGAAAGCGACAACUAUCGGGUAAAUUAUGGCAUCUAUCUCAGUGGAACGGCAACAGACCGAUUUGCGUAUCAUAAAAAACAGCAAUUUACAACUUUUGACCGAGACAACGACCGCUAUUCCUAUGGAAACUGUGCAGCAAGGCACAGUGGUGGAUGGUGGUUUAAUUCAUGCGAUGAAUGCAACCUUAACGGUAAAUACUAUCAUUCCAAUACGUAUACCGGUUCCUUUGACAAUGGUAUCGAAUGGGAAAACGGAAGCACUGAUUUUACUCCCGGUCGUAUUUUCUAUUCGCUGAAAGUUGCAGAAAUGAAAGUGCGACCGACCUUCUACUAAAAUGUACUGCAUCUAUUUCAAAAAAUAAAAAGAAAAACUGUUUAUGAAUCAAAUAUUGUUGAAUAUUCAAUUAUGGAAACAUGAAUAUUAAUUUUAUGCACGGGACUCGAUAUAAAUGUAUGGUAGAUUUUACAAUACAAUUUUAUUUUUUAUAUUUUUCAAUUUAUAAAAGUAUUAACUCGACCUAUUAAUUGUUAAAGCAUAGUUUUUAAUUAAAAGAAUAUUAUUUUCAUUAA